Molecule: messenger RNA, 462 nt
Organism: Prorocentrum cordatum
Lineage: Eukaryota; Dinophyceae; Prorocentrales; Prorocentraceae
Source: the annotation of a GenBank genome assembly
GACCACCUCGGGCCCGGCAGGGACGCCGGUGCUCGGGCGGCCCUUGCAAGGGUCCAGGAGGCCGGGUGCGCAGAAAUAGUGUCGCAAUCGCUGUACUUGCCAGUGCAACCUGGCGGCCUGCACCCUCGAGGCCAUGAGCCAGUGCCAGUGCCGCCAUGCUUGCGCAACUGCGCCAGCGCCGCGCCCGACCGUCAGUUGCGCGCCAUUCACUCGCAGCUGAACCAGCCGAAGAGCGCGAUGAUAGGCCUGGAGCACCCCUAUGAGCACCAGGAGCAGCUCGGCGAGGCAUUCAGUUUCGUGAACAAGGGGAAGGGCAAGGGCAAGCUGGACGCGCAGGCUUUCUUGCAGGGGAUGCACUACAUGAGCCAGCAGCUCCAGCCCGACCUGCUUGAGGGGCUGACCGCGCAGAUGGGCAUCUUCGCAGCUCAGGUGCGCUCAGCUGGGGGCAUGUUCGAGGGCUGA